Penicillium taxi is the source of this 1860-nucleotide messenger RNA. RefSeq names its product GMC family oxidoreductase. The transcript is spliced from 3 exons. The record is from RefSeq and is a predicted model, not a curated record. Gene Ontology annotation, molecular function: flavin adenine dinucleotide binding; oxidoreductase activity, acting on CH-OH group of donors. NCBI's taxonomy places the organism in Eukaryota, Fungi, Ascomycota, Eurotiomycetes, Eurotiales, Aspergillaceae. The coding region runs from base 1 to 1860 and encodes 619 amino acids.
AUGGCUGCCCAUGAACAGCUGAUCACCGCGGAUGAGUUUUCCCAGAUACAAUUCGACUUUCUAGUCAUUGGUGGCGGAACUGCUGGACUCGCUGUAGCGGCACGGCUCUCCGAGCACCCACGAUUCAAAGUGGGGGUUCUAGAAGCCGGGUCACUGGUGAGCCGUCAAGAUACGAUAGACAUUCCAGGCCUCUAUGGCCAAGCUAUAGGCACCAAGCAGGACUGGCAGUUUGAGACCGUUCCGCAAAAAGGCCUGGCUGGUAGGGUCUUGCCGUGGCCGCGUGGGAAGAUUGUCGGGGGUACUAGUGCAAUUAACUUCAUGAUUUGGAAUCGCGGUAGCAAAGAAGAUUACAACGCAUGGGAACAGCUGGGAAAUCCUGGUUGGGGAUGGGAGGAUCUUUUGCCUUUCUUCAAAAAGUCUGAGACCGUUCAAAGACCUUCACCCGAUAUUGAAUCAAACUACGGUGCAACAUUCGAUGCAGCUGUUAGUGGAGUGUCUGGUCCGAUCAAAAUCUCAUAUCCCAAUUACUAUCCUACUACUCACCAGCUCUGGCGUCAGUCUUUAAAUUCCCUGGGGGUUGAAUCGAAUGACACACAUAUGUCUGGAUCCAACACCGGGGUCUGGACUUGCAUCAAUUCCGUCACACCAGAUGAGCGCAUUCGCUCAUACGCAACGAACUCAUAUUACACACCUAACGCUCAUCGCAAGAACCUCUUCUUGCUAACUGACGCGCUUGUCAACGAGAUUUCACUUGAACCAAGUGAGAAUGGAGACCAUAGAGCCACCGGUGUUAGCUUCACAUGCAAGAAUCAGCAAUACCAGGUUUCAGUCAACCAUGAAGUAGUCCUAUCUGCUGGGGCAGUGCAAUCGCCUCAAAUUCUCGAAUUAUCUGGCAUAGGCAAUCCUGAAAUUUUGGCGAAGGCUGGUAUACCAACCAAAGUCGUCAGUUCAAAAGUUGGGGAGAACUUGCAGGACCAUAUCAUGGCUGCUAUUAUUUUUGAAAUUAAUUCAACUGAUGGGAGAAAAGACCAGGGUACCGACAAGGCCGGCCCUGAUUCUGCUCUAGAAGAGUAUCUGCAGCAGGCAUCUGGGCCCUUAACAGCAGUACCCAGCUGCUUCUCCUACCUACCUUUGGCCAAAGUCAUGGCGACGACCAACUUCCAAAAACUCCAUGAGUCGGUCUCUGUUCUGCCUGAUGUUGAUAUCGAGCGCAGAAACAUCGUAUCUGGACGCUUUGACACGACACAGCAAUUAGGUCAAAUUGAAUAUAUUCUUGAUCUUGGGAAUUGGAAUCCAUAUUAUACGCCAGAUCAAACCGAUCACAAGAAAUACGCCACGAUAUUUCAAAUUCUCCAAUAUCCAUUUUCUAGAGGUAGUAUACAUAUCAGUUCCACCUCCAGCGACAGCUUGGAUCAGAGGCCUAACAACCAGAUAUUCAACGCACCCUUGAUCGAUCCCCAAUACUACGAUGGCCCGCACGGCCUAGUAGAUUUGGAAACAAUGACUCACAGCCUACAAUUCGCGGAGAAGAUAGUACGAUCAGAGCCACUAUCAAAUGUAGUUGGCGAACGAGUGUUCCCACCUUCAUCUACGACAACAGAUGAAGACUACCGCGAUUGGAUGAGCAAGACAACAAUCACAGACUGGCACCCUGUUGGGACUUGUUCGAUGGGUGGUACUCUUGGUAUUUCAGAAGGUGUUGUUGACCAUCGUCUUAGGGUGUAUGGCGUACGAGGCUUGAGGGUUAUCGAUGCUAGUAUCAUGCCCCUUCAUAUCAGUUCUCAUAUUCAAGCCACUGUAUACGCGAUCGCUGAAAAGGGAGCCCACAUGAUAUUAGAAGACUAUGGUGUGCUAGAAUAG